AUGACAACUCCCAUAGGUGUGGAAUGGCGUAAUCCUGACCUGAGAAACAAUUACAAUGCUGAUGGUAGUCAUGACUACAAUGAUAACGACAAAGAUCCGUCUCCAAACCUAAAAGCCAAAUACGACAAUUCCCCACGGAACAAACUGCAGGUGGUCAAUGUCCUAAUUAGUGGGUGUCUCCAAUACUUUGAUUUCCACAUUAGCUGGGGUCCCGAGGAUGACGGGAAAACAGUGGAAGGUCCAGGCUACGUUUGCCAAGGAAGCCAUGGAACUGGCAAUAUAAAAAAGGGUCGCUAUGGCUACGGAAACGUGUUUGUGUUUGCCUCUGGUACGGAGGGAUAAACGCGACAGACAUGUACUGUGAUGGAUAGCAAAUUCAAUCUUCACAAUCACCAUCGGAGCUGUUGAUGAGCUGAUCCAUGCGUACUAUGCCCGAGCUGGGCUCUGCCAUGCUUGCCGUCACCUAUAGCACGGCCACACCAAGGAGAC
Messenger RNA from Geodia barretti, 489 nucleotides. The record is from the annotation of a GenBank genome assembly. NCBI's taxonomy places the organism in Eukaryota, Metazoa, Porifera, Demospongiae, Tetractinellida, Geodiidae.